CGAUACAGACCGGCCCACGCCGCAAGCAACACCUUCGACAUCACCCACAACAACGACAAUGUCUUCCGACUAUGAUUACUCAGACGAUGAGGAUGCUUUCUAUGAUGAGGACAUGAUCAGUACAGGUGACGAUGGUUCAGCACCCAGUGAUGAUGACAUGGACAUGGAGUUCGCGGACGACUUUAAAGUACCUCAACAUUCACCUCGCAAGGCGUAUGAAAUCGAACAUGAGUCACUUUCCCAGCAAGCAGUUGAGAAGCUCGCGGCUGCUGAUGUGGAUCACAUAUCGAGCAUAUUCGGCGUUGAUGAAAGUGCAGCUUCCUUAUUACUGCGUAACAUGAAUUGGAAUAAGGAGCGCCUCAUCGAGAAGUACAUGGACAAUGCAUCCUCCGUUUCUGUCGCAGCUGGUGUAUCAACUCCUUCCCGCGCCUCUCCCUCUGUAACGGGUCCUGCACCCAUCCGCUCUUCAGGCAGCCGUCGCAGAACAACUCGUCUGACACCAGUUCCCAAAGCCGAACCUUGGGUUUGCCCCAUUUGUUUCGAUGACACUCAGACAUCAUUCCUCUCACUUUCGUGCGACCAUUCCUUCUGUGCAGGCUGCUGGACAGCAUAUAUAACCUCUAAGAUCCGCGAGGAGGGCGAGCAUGCUAUCCGUUGCAUGGCUGAGGGUUGUUCACUUGUUGCUCCUGACCCCUUUAUUAUGUCUACUUUAGAAAAAUAUGGUGAGGAUGAAGAUGGGCGGACUCGCGAGCGAUUCCAGGAAUUGCUCGUCCGGCACUUUGUCGGUGCCAACCCGCACCUGAAAUAUUGUCCUUACCCAUCGUGCACUUACACCGUCUCGUGCCCUUCUGCUUCCUCUCGUUCAUCCCUCACAACUAUGGUUCCAACCGUCAGUUGUGGUGCAAAUCAUAAGUUCUGCUUUGGGUGCUCUAUCGACAGUGACCAUCGCCCAGUCAUUUGUCCCGUCGCCAAGAUGUGGUUGAAAAAAUGUAGGGAUGAUAGUGAAACUGCAAAUUGGAUCAAGAGUAACACAAAGGAGUGUAGUAAGUGCCAGAGUACUAUAGAGAAAAAUGGUGGUUGCAACCACAUGACUUGCAAGAAAUGCAAGUAUGAAUUCUGCUGGGUGUGCAUGGGCCCCUGGUCUGAACAUGGCACAGCGUGGUACUCGUGCAACCGCUACGAUGAGAAGGCUGGUGUGGACGCCCGUGAUGCGCAGUCCAGGUCCCGUGCUUCCCUGGAGCGCUAUCUCCACUACUAUAACCGGUGGGCGAAUCACGAGCAGUCCGCAAAACUAUCUGUCGAGAUGUACAACAAGACCGAGAAGAAGAUGGAGGAGAUGCAGAUAACGUCCUCGCUCACUUGGAUUGAGGUGCAAUUCAUGAAGCGUGCUGUAGAAGAGGCAGAACGAUGCCGCGCAACGCUAAAGUGGACGUACGCAAUGGCGUUUUAUCUGGACAAGGGAAAUGAGAAAGAACUGUUCGAAGAUAAUCAGAGGGAUUUGGAAAAAGCGGUUGAGGACUUAUCAGAGCUGCUUGAGUCACCGAUUGAUCCAGAAGCAAUCUCGACUCUGCGACAGAAGGUGACUGAUAAGACGGUCUAUGUCGCGAAGCGCAACGAGAUAUUACUGGAGGAUACUUCAAACGGUUUUGCGGAAGGGCGCUGGAAGUGGAAUAUUGCGGUGGAGGGUUUUGAGUAGAUGCCAGUCAUUCUUCCCUGAGACUGAGAUUGCUCACUACAAUUUGCGUCACGCAUCCGCCUCUUCAACGUAGCACAGUUUCAUUAUCCCCUUCCACACUUACUCUACCUAUAAGAUAUCCAGCAUCGUAAAAUCAUUGUAUUUCUUGGACAUUAUCCGAAGCACACAGCGUAAUCUUAGGAAUUAAAGUGUUGCUAAGAUCUA
This is a messenger RNA of Suillus bovinus, 1900 nucleotides long. Its product is annotated as RING-5 domain-containing protein. Gene Ontology annotation, biological process: protein polyubiquitination; ubiquitin-dependent protein catabolic process; positive regulation of proteasomal ubiquitin-dependent protein catabolic process. Gene Ontology annotation, molecular function: ubiquitin conjugating enzyme binding; ubiquitin protein ligase activity; zinc ion binding. Gene Ontology annotation, cellular component: ubiquitin ligase complex; cytoplasm. The transcript has 8 exons. NCBI's taxonomy places the organism in Eukaryota, Fungi, Basidiomycota, Agaricomycetes, Boletales, Suillaceae. The record is from RefSeq and is a predicted model, not a curated record. Bases 59 to 1696 code for a protein of 545 amino acids.